Aspergillus fijiensis CBS 313.89 is the source of this 4293-nucleotide messenger RNA. RefSeq names its product aminophospholipid-translocating P4-type ATPase NEO1. Gene Ontology annotation, biological process: endocytosis; phospholipid translocation; retrograde vesicle-mediated transport, Golgi to endoplasmic reticulum. Gene Ontology annotation, molecular function: ATP binding; ATPase-coupled intramembrane lipid carrier activity; ATP hydrolysis activity. Bases 333 to 4091 code for a protein of 1252 amino acids. The transcript is spliced from 2 exons. Gene Ontology annotation, cellular component: trans-Golgi network; plasma membrane; endosome. The record is from RefSeq and is a predicted model, not a curated record. Lineage: Eukaryota; Fungi; Ascomycota; Eurotiomycetes; Eurotiales; Aspergillaceae.
ACCGUUCUUUCACCCGAUGGUCAACUGGGGCGAUCUCAGGAGUGGGCUAAAGCACUGAAAUAAUCUCCCCGACCACCCUAAAUUCGCUUUCGCAAUUGCGUCCACCCUAUCCACAUUUGGCGCGCAUCCGCAUCCGCAUCCGCAGUCGCAAUCGCGGCCACAACCUACACAGCCCGCCCCCCUCCUCCAAACCCCGACAACAGCGAUGCUUUGUUCGGUUCAACCUGCAUGCGAUCUACUGUGACAUGAGAACACUAUUGAAUUCACAGCAGCUUCUGGAACCCUUUUCUCGCAUGGAACGCCACCAUUAAUCUUUCCCUGUCUCGCCUGUCAUGCCCUCAUUAUCCGAGUAUCCCCAUUCUUACGGCCGGUCCACCAUCGCAGGCGAUUCUGGUUCGGAUGACGAUCUCGACCUAGAGGAGCUCGACCCAAGCACGACACAUCUUUAUGGCGCACAUCGUUUAUCGAGGGAAGAAGAAAAUCAGCAAAGGAGUCGUGGUCCGGGCAUAGCGCUGCGGAACCUCCGUGUCGGAGUUGGGAACCGGUGGAAGCGAACCACUUCUGGAACGCAUGGACGGUUGGAGGAUACAGAGGGAUUGCUCGAGGACCAAGACCGCGAUGACGACGGACUCCGAAGGUCGCACGCCAGUUCGCGCACAUACACCGACGAUGAUGCCCCUCUGCUUCACGCACGCCGGCGUAGCUCUGCUCGCUCUCUCAGGGAUGUGGAGCGGUUGUCGCAGAAGGGCCCACGGCGAUGGAUUCCAGGUCUCAAGGCUGCAGGCGCUUGGUUCGGCUCCUCUCACCCUCCAGCAGCAGAGGAUCUGAAUCCGACCGAGACCAAGCCCCCGCGCGAUGUGUUCGUCGGGCAAACGCAGCGGUUAAAAUACCCACCAAACAUCGUAUCGAACGCCAAAUACACUCCCUGGAGCUUUCUGCCCCGUACCCUUUACAACGAAUUCUCUUUCUUUUUCAACAUAUAUUUCCUCCUCGUCGCCUUGUCACAAAUCCUGCCUGUGCUCCGAAUCGGUUACAUGUCUUCGUAUAUCGCACCUCUCGCCUUUGUCGUUUCCAUCUCGCUCGGUAAGGAAGCUUUGGAUGAUAUUGGUCGCCGGCGCAGAGAUGCCGAAGCGAAUGCGGAGGAGUUCACCAUCUUGAGCUUUAGUGGGCCGGCAGGUGUUCUAGAAGUGACGAAGAGAUCAAGGGACCUGAAAGUCGGCGAUGUCCUAAAGGUUCGCAAGAAUCAACGCCUGCCUGCAGACGUAGUGAUUCUCCAGAGUCUCUCUAAUGACACUGCUGCUCGCCAAAGUUCCGCCGUGGAACGACCUUCGAACUUGAUUCUGGACGACCAUGGAGAUGAACCCAGCACAAGCGACGUGACAAGUGAAGCCAACAAUUCCUCGGCCUGUGACACCUUUAUACGUACGGAUCAACUAGAUGGAGAAACAGAUUGGAAGUUACGCCUGCCUUCCCCACUGUCUCAAAGUCUGGCCCUUCGCAACUUUACCCGACUCAAGAUCACUGCAAGCGCACCAGAUAGGCGGGUUAACGAGUUUGUCGGUACCAUCGAGCUAGGAUCCUCUUCUUACGACCCGCACGUGGACAAAUCCAACCACGAGCGAGACCAGAACGAUCAAGAGUCCCAGCCAAACUCCGCCCCUUUGACGAUUGACAACACCGCAUGGGCCAAUACCGUUCUUGCAUCUAAUAGCAUUACUUACGCUGCUAUCAUCUAUACGGGGUCGCAAACGCGCGCUGCGCUGUCAACCUCUCCGUCACGAUCGAAGGUUGGACUACUGGAAUAUGAGAUCAACAACUUGACUAAGAUUCUGUGUAUUUUGACACUUGCCCUUUCAAUAGUUCUAGUUGCGCUGGAAGGGUUUCAACCGACCAAUGACAAGGUCUGGUAUGUCGCUAUCAUGAUUUAUCUGAUCUUGUUCUCGACGAUCAUCCCGAUGAGUUUGCGGGUCAACCUGGACAUGGCGAAGUCGGUUUAUGGCCGAUUCAUUGAAAAGGACAAGGAUAUUCCUGGGACGGUCGUGAGGACAAGCACCAUCCCCGAAGACCUGGGUAGAAUCGAAUACCUCCUUUCCGACAAGACAGGUACCCUGACGCAAAAUGAAAUGGAGCUCAAGAAAAUCCAUGUGGGCACCGUGUCUUACGCCAAUGAAGCGAUGGAGGAGGUGACUUCUUACAUCAAGCAAAGUUUCUCAGGAGACUCCCUCACCACGCCAUCAGCCGUGUUCGGAACGCAAGCGGGCUCCGGGGCGGCACCCCGCACACGAAGGGAGAUAGGCUCGCGCGUUCGAGAUAUCGUCCUAGCUCUUGCGCUUUGCCACAAUGUUACCCCCACUACCGACGAAGAGGAUGGUGUCCAGGUUACUAAUUACCAGGCAUCGUCGCCCGACGAGAUUGCCAUUGUUCGGUACACGGAGGAUGUCGGUCUGAAACUGGCCUACCGCGAUCGACAGACCAUGGUUCUUGAGUCUACUCACACCGGCAACGUUGUUGUGCGUGCUCGGAUUCUCGAAUUGUUUCCGUUUACGUCCGAAAGCAAGCGGAUGGGGAUCAUCGUUCAAUUCGAGACCGAUGAAAGCAUUUUGGACUCAUCCAAGAACGAAAACGAGAUCUGGUUCUAUCAGAAGGGUGCAGACACCGUCAUGACCACGAUUGUCGCUGCUAACGAUUGGCUUGAUGAAGAAACCGCCAAUAUGGCUCGUGAGGGCCUGCGGACUUUGGUGGUGGGAAGGAGGCGAUUGUCCGAGCAACAGUACGCAGAGUUCACUGCAAAGUACAGACAAGCGUCGCUCGCCCUACAAGGGAGAGAUGCAGGUAUGGCCAAGGUGAUUGGCGAGUACCUGGAACGGGAUCUAGAGCUUCUCGGGGUGACUGGUGUGGAGGACCGUCUCCAGAGGGACGUCAAGCCCUCCUUGGAGCUUCUCCGCAACGCUGGAGUGAAGAUCUGGAUGUUGACAGGAGACAAGGUCGAAACCGCACGCUGCGUCGCGAUUUCCGCCAAAUUAGUCGCUCGUGGACAGUAUAUCCACACUGUCGCCAAGGUCAAAGAUAAGUCUACGGCUCAAGAAGCCCUGGAUUUCCUGCGCAACAAGACCGACUGUUGCCUCCUCAUUGACGGCGAGUCCCUUGCUCUCAUGCUGAGUCAGUUCCGCUCAUCCUUCAUUUCUGUCGCCGUGCUCCUUCCCGCCGUUAUUGCUUGCCGCUGCUCUCCGACUCAGAAGGCUGAAGUCGCCGACCUCAUCCGCCACCACACCAAGAAGCGUGUCUGCUGCAUUGGUGACGGUGGUAACGAUGUCUCCAUGAUCCAAGCUGCGGAUGUGGGUAUUGGUAUCGUGGGCAAAGAAGGCCGACAGGCCUCUCUUGCUGCGGAUUUCAGCAUCACGCAGUUCCACCACCUCACUAAGCUUCUGGUCUGGCACGGGCGCAACUCGUAUAAACGAUCCGCCAAGCUGGCGCAGUUCAUCAUGCACCGUGGGAUCAUCAUCAGCGCCUGCCAGACCAUGUAUAGCAUCGCCAGCCAUUUCGAUCCCAAGGGUCUCUUUAUCAACUGGCUCAUGGUGGGGUAUGCGACGAUCUACACCAGCGGGCCAGUUUUCUCACUCGUCUUCGACCGGGAUGUCGAUGAAGAACUGGCCAACCUCUACCCGGAAUUAUAUAAAGAACUCAAAACGGGGCGCAGCCUCAGCUACCGCUCCUUUUUCACCUGGGUCUUUGUAUCCGUCUUUCAAGGGGCGGUGAUUCAGGGCUUGUCCCAGAUCCUCCUCGACACGAUCACGGGCCCUCGUCUCAUCAGCGUCUCGUUCACCGCGCUGGUCAUCAACGAACUUCUGAUGGUUGCCAUCGCCAUCACCACGUGGCACCCUUUCAUGAUUUUCUCGAUCAUCGGCACCGCCCUGGUCUACGCCGCGAGCGUCCCCUUCCUGGGCGACUACUUCGAUCUCGCGUACAUCAUCACCCUGGAUUGGCUCUGGCGCGUCGUCGCUGUUGUCGCCGUGGCGGUCGUGCCUGUCUGGGCCGGGAAACUGAUCAUGCGGUCCUGGAGUCCGCCCAGUUACCGGAAAGUUCGGGGGUGACGGGCCCAUAUUUAUCCUUCUAGACUUGACUCUUUCCCUCUGUCCGGCCACCUCUUGUGAAUUGUCUAGCUAGCCCUGCUUACGGACCGUUGUCCUCAGCGAUCAAUCAAUCCUCCUACUUAAUCUCAAGUCCAGUGGGCUGCUUAGCUAGCACACCGCGGUCCAUAGACACAUUCCGAAAUGGCACACGACUACAUCCCAG